AGAGAGAGAGAGAGAGAGAGAGAGAGAGAGAGAGAGAGAGAGAGAGAGAGAGAAGGAGUGAAGGUGCGUUUUGAUGUUUGGCAUCCACGAGAGCAUCCAGAGGAGUGGGAGUAGUAUGAAAGAGGAGCCCAUGGUGGCCGGGAUGAACGCGGUUCGGACAUGGAUGCAGGGUGCCGGAGUGCUGGACGCCAACACAGCCGCCCAGAGCGGAGUGGGUCUCGCUCGGGCGCACUUCGAGAAGCAGCCGCCCUCCAACCUCCGCAAGUCCAACUUCUUCCACUUCGUCCUGGCUUUGUACGACAGGCAGGGUCAGCCAGUGGAGAUAGAGAGGACGACCUUUGUCGACUUUGUGGAGAAAGAAAAGGAAACGACGGGGGAAAAGACCAACAAUGGCAUUCAUUAUAGGCUUCAGCUCCUCUACAGUAACGGAAUCCGGACAGAGCAGGACUUGUAUGUUCGGCUCAUCGACUCCAUGACUAAACAGGCGAUUGUUUACGAGGGUCAGGAUAAAAAUCCGGAGAUGUGUCGGGUCCUCUUGACCCACGAGAUCAUGUGCAGUCGGUGCUGCGAUAAGAAGAGCUGCGGCAACAGGAACGAGACCCCGUCAGACCCCGUCAUCAUCGACAGGUUCUUCCUCAAGUUCUUCCUGAAGUGCAACCAGAACUGCCUGAAGAAUGCAGGGAACCCUCGAGACAUGAGGCGUUUUCAGGUGGUUGUGUCGACUACGGUGAGCGUCGAGGGCCAUGUCCUGGCCGUGUCCGACAACAUGUUUGUGCACAACAACUCCAAACACGGUCGGCGGGCUCGACGGCUGGACCCCUCGGAAGGAACGCCGUCCUACCUGGAACACGCAACUCCCAGCAUCAAAGCCAUCAGUCCCAGUGAAGGCUGGACCACAGGGGGCGCAACAGUCAUCAUUAUCGGAGACAACUUCUUCGAUGGCCUCCAAGUCAUUUUUGGGACAAUGCUCGUCUGGAGUGAGUUGAUCACGCCCCACGCCAUCCGCGUGCAGACCCCGCCCAGGCACAUCCCGGGGGUGGUGGAAGUCACGCUAUCCUACAAAUCCAAACAGUUCUGCAAAGGCACACCUGGACGCUUCAUCUACACAGCGCUAAACGAGCCAACAAUAGACUACGGCUUCCAGAGAUUACAGAAGGUCAUCCCCAGACACCCUGGAGACCAGGAGAGAUUACCCAAGGAGGUGAUUUUAAAGAGAGCAGCCGACCUGGUGGAGGCCUUGUACGGGAUGCCUCACAACAAUCAGGAGAUGAUUUUAAAACGAGCGGCGGACAUCGCAGAGGCCCUCUACACGACGGUGCCGCGGGGCCACAACCAGCUCGCCGGUCUGGGCAGCGGCUCCGUCCACGCUGGCAUGAUGGCCGUUAAUUCCUUCUCCGGGUCGGAGGUGGGGCAGACGGCCAAUCAGGGUUUCAGUAGAAGUACAAGCAGUGUGUCCCCUCAUGGUUACGUCCCCAGCUCCACUCCUCAGCAGAGCAGCUACAGCUCUGUCUCCACUAGCAUGAACGGCUACGCUAACUCUGGCAUGGCAACCCUGGGCACCUCACCCAAUUUCCUCAAUGGAUCUGCCGGCAACUCGCCCUAUGCUAUCGUCCCGUCCAGCCCGACCAUGGCGUCGUCAACCAGCCUGGCGUCCAACUGCAGCAGCUCCUCCGGCAUCUUCUCUUUCUCCCCGGCUAACAUGGUCUCUGCCGCCGUCAAGCAGAAGAGCGCCUUUGCCCCCGUCGUCCGGCCCCAGAACUCGCCUCCCCCCACGUGCACCAGUGCUAACGCUAACAGCCUGCAAGAUCAAUCUUUCGUGGACUCUAGCAAGUACUCAUCAGCCAGCUCUCUGCAGGGCCUGGCCUUCUCUUGAACAAUCCCUGGGAUGAUUGUUCCACCCAUGUAGAGGAUGUGGGAAGCUGGAGAUUUUUUUUUUUUUUUUUUGGAGGGGGGGGGGGUGUUGAGAGGAAAAAGACACAGCAGUGGAGUCUCUGUUAUUCUCCAGAGCUUAAGCGAAGGAAGCGCAGAUAAGAUGCGGGACUGUAAAACUCAGGCCUUUCCAACGGGAUUUCAUCGGAAUGGGGAUAUGAAAGAAGAUAAAGGGGACAUAUUGAGCCUUUGUGAUGUUUAUUUUUUUUUUUCCUCUCCCUUUUUUGGUUGAAUUAGUGUAGCAUCUCUGACACCAUGCUGGACGGAGUGUAAAGAGACUGAUCGCUUGCCCACAGUGUGACACUGACCUCAUGAAAAGAGCAUUUAUUUAUCUUGAUGUUUAUGGCCGGAAGCUGGUGGGUCCGAUUACGGAACGCUUCCACGCCGUCCUGCGGCCGUCCGCCGUCCACGAAGUUCUCUCUUUGAUUUAGGCGGCUCUCUUGAAACCACCUCGCCACCGGUCUGCGUAGUAAAACACAAAGAAAUCAGAGAAGAGAACAAAGUCCACCCUCAAUUUUUUUGCUGCUAAUUAUAUCCCAAAUCUAAAGAGUUGUCCUUUAAAAAGAUCCCAGCCUGCCUUUUGUGUUUUUGUUUUUCUCCAUUUCUCAUUUGGUUUGUUUGUAUGAAUUUUUUUUUUUGAUAAAACUGUGAGGAUUGAGCUGUUUGCAAUAUGCUUUUUCUCUGCUUUCAUGUGAAGAAAAAAGGUGAAUAUUUUGCCUUUUUUUAUUUUUAUUUUUAUUUUUUGGUUGGAGAUGUUAGCGAAGACUUGAAAAGCCAGAGGAAUGUGCGCGUCCAGCCAGCACUGUCAAUGAAGGAGCCUAGCAAUUAUCAAAUUUAUCAAAAAAAAAAAAAAAAAAAGCGUGAUAUAUGUGAUAUAUUUUUGUAUAUAUUAAAUAAAAAAGUUGAUUUGUGUUGUUUGUUUUUAAUCUGGCAUCUCAUUUCCUUUUUGCGAUAGCUAUAGUUCGGGAUGUAAGCAUUAAACGUCUCAUGGCAGCUUCUCAGUACAGACGGUUUUUCUGUGUUGUCAAUAUCUCAUCUGCAAAAACCUGACAAAACGUGGAUUUGGAUUCGGAAAAAAAAAAAAAGAAGGGGGGAAGUCCUGUAAAAUAUUCUAUAAAUAAUGUAUUUAUCCUGUGUAUGUACAUUGACUUUCACCAUCGUUUAGUUGUGUUGUGUAUGUUUAAUACAAGAAACUGAACAUAUUUCAGUGUUUUUGCUUUGUUACUGUCGUCUCUCACUAUUUAAAUGUGACGGUUUUAAUUGAUUUUGUAAUUUUAAACGUUGACUGUUUUUGCAUCGAUAUACCUUCUUUUCUUUUUUUUUUCAUUCAAAACAUGCCAUUGUCUAUUUUUGUAUUAUUUGUAAGUUAAUAAAAGAAUUCUGUUCUUUUUUUUUUUUUUUUUUUCCUUAUAAAAAUGUUUAUUGUACGGCAAAAAAGUAGCAUCUUUACAGAGUAUUUGGUUGAGGUAGAUUUUUUAAGAAUAUAAACACACAUUAAUAUAUACUGUAAAUCUAUAUCUUUUUGUUUGAACCUUUGAGGCUUUUAGAUGGAUACUGUUCUUGAUCUGAUAAUAUGCAUGGGUUCUUCUCUUGAGUGACUGCUUUUUGCGUGUGUGUGUGUGUGUGUGUGUGUGUGUGUGUGUGUGUGUGUGUGUGUGUGUGUGUGUGUGUGUGCGUGUGUGUGCGUGUGUGUGGACACCAAGAGACCUAAGGAAACGCUCGGUUUAUUCUUUUGUUGUGUUCCUUUUUUCCCUCCCUUUGUUCUUUUCUUUUAUGUUAUUUAUGCCUGCUUACAUCUACUAUCUAUAUACUCUUUCAUUUUUUUUUCUGCCACUGUAAUCUUUACCAGCAGUCUAGAUGCCUUAACAAUGCAAACCCUUUUUUUUUUCUUCGUUCAAUCACGUGUACAGUUUUCUACCCUUCACCACAAUUGUGUGUUGCCACAGAGGAAUUCACGAGAACUUUGGGGACAAAGCACAAAGCCGCUCCGUUCGGUGCUGAAGCCAGACUAGAAUACAAAGAGCCAUAAUUCACCCAUCUCACAUGCCCCGAUGUACUAUAACGCCGUGGCAAUGGCAUGCUUUGCCAAAGGCAGUCCAGAGCAGACUGACUCCGUUAUGCUUGCUGCACAUUACGGUUAAAAGAAAUUGGUGUUUUUUUUUUUUUUUCGGGUGUUUUUAACAGAUUGUGCAGCUUUUUUCUCAAUUGGUAAUUUAUUACAGCAGCAUGACGGUGACAUUUUUCUCCAGUUUCACAACACAAGGUAGUAUUUUUUUUUUUUUUUUUUCUUUCGAAUUUCUGACUUGUCACAGCACAAUUUUACUAUCCGGCCUACAGUAGCUGGCACAGAGCUCGACCUCAUCGGUGACUAAACAGGACGGCGGUACGUGAGGCUGCACGGGACGCACCCCCUCGGCCCCCCCGUCAGCCAUUUUCGUAGUCUUCUCUUUGUCUCUGCCGUGUGUCUUCAAGCUGUUGCUGGACAGAGGCGAAUGGGUGGGUGUGGGGGGGGGGGGGGGGGGUUGCUCUCUCUUUGCUUUUCCUUUCAAGGGGCCUGGUUUUGUUAAAAUGGCUAGAAAGGAUCGUUUUAGCGGCGGCGCCUGCUGACUGACAAGUGUUUUCCAGGCACUUAUUUUCCUCUGCCGCCCGCCCGGGCGACCCGGGAUGCAGGGGUGGAGGGUGGGGUGGGGGGGGGGUGGGGCAACUUGGUGGGUGGUGUGGGUCGGUCUGUUUCAGAUAAUCUACAGAGGUCUGUUGUCAUACAAUGGCAUCUUUGUAAGCAAAGUUCCAUCCUGAACAUGAAUAUCAGUAGCCUGAUGGGUGACAAAGUUUUUGUAUUUAGGUAACAAACAACAAGAACAAAAAAAAAAAAAAAAAAAAAAAAAAGAUGCAAACCAAAUAGCUGGUGUCUAUUUUUUCCUCUGUUUGUCUUUGACUGCAAAUACACUGAACAGCUCUAUAAUAUAAGGGAAUUAAAAAAAAAACCUCUACUGUAUAGAUUGUUAUUGUUUUUGAUGAAAAUUGAGCUGUAAGAUAACUUUUGGACUCUCACAAUGUUAAUUAAAGUUACCUCUUGUCUGUGA
This is a messenger RNA of Fundulus heteroclitus (mummichog), 5012 nucleotides long. RefSeq names its product EBF transcription factor 1a (gene ebf1a). Gene Ontology annotation, molecular function: DNA-binding transcription factor activity, RNA polymerase II-specific; RNA polymerase II cis-regulatory region sequence-specific DNA binding. Bases 74 to 1873 code for a protein of 599 amino acids. The transcript has 17 exons. The record is from RefSeq and is a predicted model, not a curated record. Gene Ontology annotation, biological process: regulation of transcription by RNA polymerase II. NCBI's taxonomy places the organism in Eukaryota, Metazoa, Chordata, Actinopteri, Cyprinodontiformes, Fundulidae.